Molecule: messenger RNA, 1966 nt
Organism: Symphalangus syndactylus (siamang)
Lineage: Eukaryota; Metazoa; Chordata; Mammalia; Primates; Hylobatidae
Source: RefSeq, a predicted model, not a curated record
AUGAGAAACGCCCGGAGUACCCGCCCCGCACGGGCGGAGAGUUGGCGACUUUCACUCUGCUUUUUAAACUGGCAAGACGCCAUCAUCAGCAAACCACAUUGUCCUGCCGGCCAGACCUGCCCGACGGCGGCCGCAUCCCACGGCUCACGCGGGGCUGGACAUUCGGACAAGGACCAGGGUCGCAGCCCGAAGCACGUGGUCUGUCACGUAGAGCACAAAAAGCAGUGCCCUGCGGAGUUGACUGACUCCCGCGGCGUACACAACGCCGCCGCCUCCGUCUCCAGCCAAGUUGGCUUCCCUGGCCAUCUUACGGCGCGGACGGCCGCCCACAAACGGGAAGCCCUGGCCGUGUCGCCCGUACCUACGCUACAGGUGAACGCACCCGGAGCAAAACUUCGGGCUCCGAAGGCACCCCGGACACCAGACGCCCUUGGGCGCGGUCCGAAGAGGGCAGGCGAGUGGAAGACGGGCUGUUUUUAAGCGACCGCGUGUUGCUCUCAUUGUCGCAUCCGCAUCCCUCCGGAGUUGAGCAAACAACGCCACGCCGCGUGCGCUCCGGCAGAGCCCAGCACUGACCCCCAAAGGCCGAUUUAAAGACCCUCGGCCGCCAGCUCGGAAGCGGAUAGCAACUUAGUUUCCGAGCGAAUGGCGUUUAUUGUCCACCCUAGUCCGGGGGCUGCAGUCCACUAAACCACGAGGUUUCACAACGGCGCCCGAACCCUGCCCGCGCCUCGCGCCCACGCGGACGCACCGACCCCGGCCGCUGCGCGGUGGCCAGCGAGUCGCUUUCCUCUCGGGCCUUUCGGCCGCCGGGCUCCUUUCCGCGAGAGAACACUGCGGCGGAGAAAAGUCAUUGUCACCUUCAACGUGGAUCCCUCAACUCCGGCGACUCCUCAAUUAUGCCCAGGCUCCACUCACUUUCCCCGCCCCGGAGACUUUCGGUUUGCCUCAAAUACCCUCCCCAAUUAAUAAAUACACACUAAACACGCGCGUACCAAAGAACCUGGGGUCUGAAGAUCACGAAAACAGCGCUCCCAACAAUACCACCUCCAAGACAAAACUUCCUGUGUGUAUGUGGAAGGACGGGGGGAGGUGGGUGGAGGUGAAAUGAGAGAGAGAAAAAAAAAAAACACUCUGAAAUCAAAGCCUCGUGAGACAGUUUUGCACUAGAGGCACGGUGAGAGUCACUCACCUUCCAAAAGCAGCCGUUCCACGCGCAAUAACGCCCCCGAGGUGCGGAGUGCACGCCAGGCCAGUCCCCCUCAAGCGCUCCCUCCUCCUCAACUGCCUUGUCUAGAAAGAUUGUCUCCUGCAGUUCUGCAGUUGCUACCGCUGGCCGGGAAGGUGUAGAUUCCGCUUUCCCUCUGCGCACGCGCGGCUCCCGGCACAAAAUUCUCUUGAAUCGAACUUAUUUGCAUACGGGUGCGCGCACGUCGCGGGCCGGGAGGGGGAGAAGUCCCGGCGACCGCGCGCGCUCCCGAGGCCUCUAUUGUCCUUUUAAGGGGAGAAGCUCCGCGGCGCGGGAAACGCGGCGGCCAGAGGGAAACGGGGGCGGGGACUGCUUACUACGGCGGACGUCACAUAAACAAACGCCCCCCAUGGCUGCAGGCCGCGGCGGAGAGGGAGUGGCGAGGUGGGAAAGGGAAAGGUUAGCAACCGAGGGGAAGGCUGCGCUGCUUGGCGUGUUUUCCGCCCCCGAAGUUGUUAGGGGCACCAUUGAGCGCUGAAAAAUUGUUCUGAAAGCUGCUUUUGCAAAAUUCUCACACCUGUCCCCACUUUCGGUGACAGAGGAGUUGGUCUUAUGAGCACCCAGACUGAAUUUAUACUAAUCCUACGUUUCCUAAAUUUUGUUUGAAGUUAGGUUUUUGAAGCUUGUAAAAAAAAAAAAAUCCUCUGGGGCCAGCAAAGGUUUAGUUUUUGUGCAGUUGUAAUGAGUCGUUUAAUAAAGUCCCAUUUUAACACCCUA